This is a messenger RNA of Leptonychotes weddellii (Weddell seal), 1107 nucleotides long. NCBI's taxonomy places the organism in Eukaryota, Metazoa, Chordata, Mammalia, Carnivora, Phocidae. The record is from RefSeq and is a predicted model, not a curated record.
UCUGUGAAUAUGCCUGUUAACAAAUCACCCAUGAUUAAUAAAUUAGGAGUGAUAUCUUCCUCUUAUCAUGAAAAACUCUUGAGGUUGGAUUCAAUACUGGCUUUGUUGGUCCUUGGGGAAGCUGCCAAACUAAACAUGGCCUGCUUGAAAGCUUUAAUGGAACUAAUGAGAGAUUUUCUUUUAAGCAUUAUGUCUGUUCAAAACCAGACGAGCACUGAUGAGUUCCAGUGUCAUACAGACUAUCAUCAGGAUUUAGGGGACAGUACAAUACAGAAUUUAAUUGACUCUGAAACCCUUCCAUCUCCCUUCCUGAACCUUCUCUUCCUCGUGUUUUUCUUACCUGCUUCACAUAUACUUGGUGAUCAAGUGAUAUGGAUUGGAUACUAUGGUUUAAUGUAUAACCUGGUGAAAAUGUCAUGGGAACUUCGGGGAGAUGAUGAGCAAGAUGGAGUUAGAAACAAAAUAUGGCAAAUAUUAUGGAAAACAAAGGAUCAUGAGAAAGAUGGGCGAAUCCAUAAUGGCAUAUAUAUAGCUCAGGCUGAGUUAAAUGACCCAACUGAUCCCUUCACUAAUUAUAGUACAAAAGUCUCAUCAAAUGUAGGGGAUGAAACUUUCUCUAAAUAUAUAGGAUGGAGAAUUGCCAAUGCUCUUUCCAAACUGUUCUUCCCCUCCACCGAAACCCAUGUUCUUCCUUUGAAAGAACCACUGAAAAAACAGGAUCCAGUGAAAUAUCUGAACAAAAAGGAUUACAUGAAGAAAAGAGUUCUACAUGUUACUAUAAGGGAACAUCCUUCUGUAUCAGAACUUCCCCUGUUUUCUUACCCAGAUUUCUUCACCAAGGCUGAUGAAGAGUUGGCAAGAAUCAUUGACCAUCAUUGGCAGGAAGAGCUAAAGAUUCGACAGAAAGAAGAUGCAAUAUGUGAGGCCCAAGAACGUAAAGACAAAGAGCUAGAGGAAAGAAAUCACUUCAGAGAAAUUAUGAAGAGAAGAGAAGAGAAACUACACAAGCAAACCAAACCCUAUGAGCUUCCUCCUAGAACUGAAGUAAUUUCAUUAGAAAUAAAACAACCCCCCAAAAUUGAAGUCCAUAUGCCAGAAAUUGCAUGA